Molecule: messenger RNA, 414 nt
Organism: Heterobasidion irregulare TC 32-1
Lineage: Eukaryota; Fungi; Basidiomycota; Agaricomycetes; Russulales; Bondarzewiaceae
Exons: 1
Coding region: 1-414 (137 amino acids)
Source: RefSeq, a predicted model, not a curated record
AUGUUUUUUCUUCUCUUCUCUUGUCUACUUCGACCGUCAGACGACCUUGUGUCGUGUUGUUGCUCCAGCGCCAAAAACACACGUUGUAAUUUUACACUUCGUCCGUCCCCUCCCGUCCCUGCGCGACCCCUUGUAUAUUCUGCUACUCUGCUACUCUGCUUCCCUCUCUCGCUUCUGCCCCCGCUUCUGCCUCGCUCCGCUCGUUCGUCCCGUUCCGCGUCUCUCUCUGUCUGUAUAUACUCUAUUCGACCUUUCCGGCGUGUACGGUUUCCUCUUUCGUCUCCCGGGCGUGCGUCGUGCUUCGUGCUUAUCCUCCCUGCCUUGGUUUGGCUUUGUGUGCCUGCUCUAGCUCUCCUGUGCCAUUAUAGCGUCAUCUAUACAAUUAUGCGAUCAUGCGCGUCUCGUCGUCUCUGA